This is a messenger RNA of Merops nubicus (carmine bee-eater), 395 nucleotides long. It is a transcript of the gene NDUFAF4, whose product is annotated as NADH dehydrogenase (ubiquinone) complex I, assembly factor 4. NCBI's taxonomy places the organism in Eukaryota, Metazoa, Chordata, Aves, Coraciiformes, Meropidae. The record is from RefSeq and is a predicted model, not a curated record. The annotation marks the transcript as partial. Gene Ontology annotation, biological process: mitochondrial respiratory chain complex I assembly. The transcript has 2 exons. Gene Ontology annotation, cellular component: mitochondrion.
AGCACCCAGAGAUAAAAGAGGCGAUCCACGGAAAGGACGAUAGGCUCCUCACCUUGUUAAAAGAUGUUUAUGUGGAGUCCAGGGAUCCACCUAUGCCGGUGAAAGAUGGAGGUGGUGAACAUCUUCCAUGUAAACUGGAGGAAAAGAGACUUACAAAACUAGGCUGCUUGGGAGAUCUAGAUGUUAAGAAAGUUUCCAAGGGCAGGAUCUCCAUUGUGGAGGCUGUGACGCUUCUUAAUAAUCAUAAACUUCAUCCUCAAGUAUGGACUGCAGAGAAAAUAGCAGAGGAAUAUAGCCUGGAACUGAAGGAUGUCAACUCUCUUCUGGAAUUCUUCAUUCCUUUCACUGUACAGGAAUUUCCUAAAGAUACCAAAAAAGCUAUAAAGGCAACAUAA